GACAUAACACGAUUCUUAGCAGCAUUCAUGCCUCCCAUUGAGAGAUGAAGGUACUACAGGUAGUGACUGUAGCUUCUGGACUCGUUUGCCAUGUCAUUGCGGCUUCUGAUGCCACUCGGCCUAGAGGAGUGGGCCCUGAAGUUGCGAAGUAUUAUAAGUCCACAGAGGCCUUCAAGUGCAUAAAUCACCCUGAUAUCGUUCUUGAGACGUCGCAGGUCAACGAUGACUACUGUGACUGCCCAGACGGUAGUGACGAGCCCGGUACAUCUGCAUGUUCCGGUGUCAAGCAGGGCCAACUAGCCAUACCUGGCUUCUAUUGCAAGAACAAAGGUCAUCAGCCGAGCUAUAUUCCACUAUCUUAUGUCAACGAUGGGGUCUGCGACUACGAACUCUGCUGCGACGGAAGCGACGAAUGGGCCGGCAUUGGCGAAAAGUGCCCCGAUAAAUGUGCAGAGAUAGGCAAGGAGUGGAAGAAACAGGAUGAAAAGAGGCAAAAGGCCUUUUCAGCGGCGAUGCAGAGAAAGAAGCAGCUUGUGGCGGAAUCGGCCAGAAUACGCAAGGAAGUGGAGGAUCGGAUAGCGACACUGAAACAGGAGAUCAAGGGAGCCGAGCUCCGAGUUGCGGCGAUGGAGAAGGAGGUUGGCGAAAUCGAGAGGCAAGAGCGGACCAAGGUGGUGAAGGCACCAAAGGAGGGCGGCAAGCUUGGCGUGCUUAUUGAAGCGGCGAAGAGGCGGACGGAAGAGCUUCGAAGCAGUCUCCAGCAGGUCAUGGAGGACCGCGACGAUGCGAGAGCCCGUCUGAAGGAGCUGGAAGAAGUCUUGGCCAGGUUCAAGGAAGAGCGCAACCCAAAUUUCAACGACGAGGGUGUAAAACGAGCUGUGCGUGCGUGGGAGGACUACGCUGCGCGAGAGAAGAGGCCUGACAUGGAGGCCGCCAUGGAGAGAGACAUCAAGGAGAUUGUGAAGAGCGACGAGGAAAAUGGACUCAACUGGGCCGACUUCGCGGAGGACGAGCCCAGCGACGUCGAAGUUUUGUACAGAAUCGAAGAGUAUCUUCCGAAGCCUGUUCGGGACUGGGUUGACCAGAAACUUCGCGGGCUCCGGGUGAUGCUGAUUGAGAACGGCAUCAUCGCUGAUCCCGUGGCGUCAGAAGGCGGCGAAUCAAAGGCGGUCAAGGAUGCAAAGGACAGGCUGAACAAGGUGUCUAAGGAGCUCAAUGACUUCAAGCACGAUCUAAAGGUGCAUGAGGAAGAUCUGGUCAAGGACUACGGUCCGGACGAUAUCUUCAGGACGCUCAGGGACAAGUGCAUCUCUACCGAUUCGGGCGAGUACGAGUACGAGCUGUGCUGGAUGGGCAAGACGACACAGAAGCCGAAGAAAGGAGGCGCGCACACGAACAUGGGCACCUUCACGCGCUUUGACGUCGUCAACGUGGACGAGGAGUUGCCUUCAGACGGACGUGGCUUGGGCACUGGCGUCAGACUGGCGAUGCUGUAUGAGAACGGGCAGCACUGCUGGAACGGACCUGCACGCAGCACGACCGUGAUCAUGGCUUGCGCCGAGAAGGACGAGAUCUGGAAGGUGAUCGAGGCGGAGAAGUGCGUGUACAGGAUGGAGGUCGGCACCGCCGCUGUCUGCAAUGCCAACCUACCUAAUCCGGCGCCAAAGGAGAAGGAUGAGUUGUGAGUUGUUCAGAUGACGAUCUUGUAACCUAUUGCGCUUGAAUGGAGGAAGAUUUGUGUCGCGGUGCACACAAAGAGAAGCGCUCUUGGAGGAAACUGCACGAGUGAGCGAGCGAUUUAAGAACUUUAGCAUAUCCAGGCGUAGAAUUGCUUAUCCAUUGGUUCUAGCAGCUAUCUUCAGCAUCGUGAUUCUUAGUGUUGCAGAUGGUAUUGAAGCCGCAUGUAUCCAGUGGAGGCGGCCGGGCCAUCAAUCAAUCAAUCACAUUGACAAUGUUUGUCAUGA
Messenger RNA from Verruconis gallopava, 1964 nucleotides. RefSeq lists its product as uncharacterized. Gene Ontology annotation, cellular component: glucosidase II complex. NCBI's taxonomy places the organism in Eukaryota, Fungi, Ascomycota, Dothideomycetes, Venturiales, Sympoventuriaceae. Gene Ontology annotation, biological process: N-glycan processing. The transcript is spliced from 4 exons. The coding region runs from base 45 to 1685 and encodes 546 amino acids. The record is from RefSeq and is a predicted model, not a curated record.